AUGCCCUCUUCACAUCUCAAGGCUGUAAUCUUUGAUAUUGGCGGCGUGGUGGUUCGUAGUCCUUUAUUGGCCAUCUCUGCCUUCGAAGAAGAGAGGGGGCUUCCACGAAACUACAUCAAUUGUGCAAUAGCGGGCAGAGCCGAGCAUGGUGCCUGGCAGCGCUUUGAACGCGGUGAACUUGCCCUCUUCCCCUUCUAUGAUGCGUUUAGUCGAGAGCUAUCUGAUACACGCAUGUGCAACGUGUGGUAUACUGAGUAUUGCAAAGCUCGAAAUAUAGUGUGUCCAAAAUUACCAGAGAACGUUCAGAUAGACGGCAGAGACUUAUUUGGAUGGAUGAUGCGUGAAAGUACUGUCUGUGACGAGAAUAUGGUCGAAGCCAUUCGCCGCAUCAGGGCCGUUAAUAGAUGGCGGGUGAUAGCUCUCACGAACAACUAUUCUAAGGCGGAAGAGACUAUGUUACGUCCCGACGCUGCCUCCAUGCCUUCGCGGGAAGACGAUCCUGGCUUCAAUGUCGAUAACGAGCGGGCCUUUCUCGGAUGGACUGAAGGCGCAACAUCUUCAAAGCUAAGAGAACUGUUCGAUGAUUUCUGUGAUUCAAGCAGCUUAGGAAUGCGCAAACCCGAACCGGAGUUCUAUCUUCUAGCUUGCAGACGCAAUGGUGUGCAGCCGACCGAAUGUGUUUUCCUCGAUGACCUCGGAAUAAACCUCAAAGUGGCACGACAGCUCGGCAUGAAAACCAUUCGCGUCCCUAUCGGCGGUAGUCUCAUGGCACUUAGGGAGCUGGAAUUGGAGCUAGGGAUUGAUUUGACGGGUCCGAGGAUCGUGAAUAGACUCUGA
Messenger RNA from Fomitiporia mediterranea MF3/22, 837 nucleotides. Its product is annotated as HAD-like protein. The transcript is spliced from 9 exons. NCBI's taxonomy places the organism in Eukaryota, Fungi, Basidiomycota, Agaricomycetes, Hymenochaetales, Hymenochaetaceae. The record is from RefSeq and is a predicted model, not a curated record. The coding region runs from base 1 to 837 and encodes 278 amino acids.